Lutra lutra (Eurasian river otter) is the source of this 2167-nucleotide messenger RNA. RefSeq names its product sperm associated antigen 16 (gene SPAG16). Gene Ontology annotation, cellular component: axonemal central apparatus. NCBI's taxonomy places the organism in Eukaryota, Metazoa, Chordata, Mammalia, Carnivora, Mustelidae. The transcript is spliced from 16 exons. The record is from RefSeq and is a predicted model, not a curated record. Bases 91 to 1974 code for a protein of 627 amino acids. Gene Ontology annotation, biological process: axoneme assembly. Gene Ontology annotation, molecular function: protein binding.
GAGAGCUGCGUACGGUUGUGGGCAAGCGUCUUGUUUUUGGUCUCCGGGAGAUGCGAGGCUGUCCGGGGGCGGGGCCCGGGAGCGCCUCCUAUGGCUGCUAAGCAAGGGAUACCCGAGUCCGCCCUGCGGGUGCUGGAGGAAGCGUUGGGCAUGGACUUCACGGCUGCUGGGGACACCGCGGAGGCGGUGGCCGCCGAGGGCGCCUACUACCUGGAGCAGGUCACCAUAACUGAAGCAUCUGAAGAUGAUUAUGAAUAUGAAGAGAUACCAGAUGACAAUUUUAGCAUUCCAGAAGGUGAGGAAGAUCUGGCAAAAGCAAUUCAGAUGGUCCAAGAACAGGCUACAGAUACUCAGAUUUUGGAACAGAAAACAGUUCUUCCUUCAAAGCAACUAAUACCUGAAGUUAUAGAAGACUUUCUCUGCAAUUUCCUAAUCAAAAUGGGAAUGACCAGAACUCUUGAUUGCUUUCAGUCUGAAUGGUAUGAGUUAAUACAGAAGGGAGUAACUGAACUUAGAGAUACUGGGAAUGUUCCAGAUGUCUACACGCAGAAUAUGCUUUUAGAAAAUGAGAACAAAAAUUUGAAGAAAGACUUGAGAUGCUACAAACAGGCAGCUGACAAGGCCAGAGAAGAUCUGCUGAAAACUCAAAAAGAGCGUGAUUUUCACCGAAUGCACCAUAAGCGAAUAGUCCAGGAAAAGAAUAAAUUAAUUAAUGACCUCAAAAGGUUAAAGUUACAUUAUGCAUCGUAUGAACCGGCUCUCAGGGUGUUACAUGAGAAGCACCACACUUUACUGAAGCAGAAAAUGCUGACCUCUCUGGAAAGAGACAGAGCAGUUGGGCAGAUUUCUGGGCUUCAAGCAACUCUGAAGCAUAUGGAAAUAGGGCAUAAUUACCAUGCUUCUGAAAUUAGAGUUCCUAAUUCUGAAAAAGAAAAUGCACCAGAAGGUCCUACUCAGAAAGGUCUUCGUGAAGCCAGGGAAAAAAACAAAUGUAAAACAAGGAUAAAAGAUAAUAAAAAGGAUUCAGAAUUUCCCACAGAUAUGCAACAAAAUCCAAACCUGUAUUUAUGUAAAGAAAAUAUUGGUCCAGCAAAAUUUGACUACAAGCUGAAUAACAUUUUUAGACUUCAUGAACUUCCAGUGAGCUGCAUCAUCAUGCACCCCCGCAAAGACAUCCUGGUCACCUGUGGGGAGGACCGCCUCUGGAAGUUGGUGGGGCUCCCCAAAGGCAACGUGCUUCUUACAGGAUUCGGCCACACUGACUGGCUUUCCAAUUGCUGCUUCCAUCCCAGUGUCAACAAAUUGGCUACUUCAAGCGGUGACACUACAGUUAAAUUAUGGGACCUGUCUAAAGGCAAUUGCAUUUUGACCUUUGAAGGACACAGCCAUGCAGUAUGGUCCUGCACGUGGCACUCCUGUGGUGAUUUUGUGGCUUCUUCCUCCCUGGAUACAACUAGCAAAAUUUGGGAUGUUAAUAGCGAAAGAUGCAGAUACACUUUGUAUGGACAUACAGAUUCUGUGAACAGCAUUGAGUUUUUUCCUUGCUCCAACACUCUUCUCACUGGUUCUGCAGAUAAGUCCCUGUCUGUAUGGGAUGCAAGAACAGGUAACUGUGAGCAGUCACUUUAUGGUCACAUGCAUUCUAUCAACGAUGCCACCUUCACUCCUAGGGGUCACAUGAUAGCAUCCUGUGAUGCUUGUGGAGUAACAAAACUGUGGGAUUUUCGGAAGCUCUUACCAAUUGUGUCAAUUGAUAUAGGUCCAAGUCCUGGCAAUGAAGUGAACUUUGAUUCAUCAGGUCGAGUUUUAGCUCAGGCGAGUGGCAGUGGGGUUAUCCAUUUGCUAGAUCUUAAAUCAGGGCAGAUUCACAAAUUGAUGGGUCACGAGAGUGAGGCUCACACAGUCGUGUUUUCUCAUGAUGGAGAGUAUUUGUUUUCCGGAGGCUCUGAUGGCACUGUUCGAACGUGGUCUUGAGGUCAGCGUAUCCAACUAUGGACGGCAUCCCCUUUAAGGUUUGAAAAUACCUUAUGUAGUCAGUCCCAAACCAGGAACUAUCUGGUUAAAUAUGCCAGCAGGUAACAUUUACAAUUUGCUUUAAAACAUGCUUUAGACAUGUAUUUUAGUGCUCAAACUGUUACCAAUAAAAAAAAAAACACAACCAACUUCU